AUGUACCUCAUGCUCACGGCGGUCUCGCUCGCAUACCGCACGGGGAACAACGUCACGCCUUACAUCGCCAAUCUGGUCGGGCGCGACUUGCACAAAACGGCCGAUCACCCCAUCGGAAUCAUCAAGCAGAAGAUUGAGGACUACUUUGCCACGAUCGACGGCGUCAAGUUUGAGAUCGCCGACGCGAUGGACCCGCUGGUGAGUGCGCAGCAGUGCUUCGACGACCUGCUUAUCCCGGAGGACCACCCGGGCCGGCUGCCGUCCGAUACCUACUACGUGUCGCGGCCGGGCGGUCGCGAGGCCUCCUCGUCGGAAGACCUUUUGCUACGGACACACACGUCGGCCCACCAGUCGACGCUGAUGCGGAAGGGGUACGAGGCGUUCCUCUGCACGGGGGACGUGUACCGGCGCGACGAGAUCGACGCGUCGCACUUCCCCGCCUUCCACCAGAUGGAGGGCGUCCGCCUCUUCGACCCCGCGCUCGUCGGCGAGGGCGAGAUGAGCCGAGAGGAGUGGCUCGCCUCGGACGGCUGCAAGCUCGUGGCCGACGACCUCAAGCGCACGCUGGAGGGGCUGUGCGACGCGCUCUUCGGGCCGGUGGAGAAGCGGUGGAUCGACGAGCACGGCUGGGCCUUCGGGCUCGGCCUCGAGCGGCUGGCGAUGGUUCUCUUCGAGAUCCCCGACAUCCGCCUCUUCUGGACGGGCGACGAGCGGUUCACCUCCCAGUUCAAGGCGGGCCAGCUCACAAAGUUCAAGCCCUACUCCAAGAUCGACCUGGUCGACUCCUUCACGCACCCCAAAAAGGGCCUCACCUCGCACUGCUAUCGCAUCACCUACCGCUCGAUGGACCGGUCGCUCACCGACGAGGAGAUCAACGGCCUGCAGGAGGAGCUGCGCAAGCAGGCUGCGUCCACCCUCUCUGUCGAGCUCCGCUAG
Emiliania huxleyi CCMP1516 is the source of this 936-nucleotide messenger RNA. Its product is annotated as phenylalanine tRNA synthtetase. The record is from RefSeq and is a predicted model, not a curated record. Gene Ontology annotation, biological process: phenylalanyl-tRNA aminoacylation. Gene Ontology annotation, cellular component: cytoplasm; mitochondrion. Gene Ontology annotation, molecular function: tRNA binding; phenylalanine-tRNA ligase activity; ATP binding. Bases 1 to 936 code for a protein of 311 amino acids. Lineage: Eukaryota; Haptophyta; Isochrysidales; Noelaerhabdaceae. The transcript has 4 exons.